AUGACUACUCUUCUGCGCGACGUCCGUCCACUGUUUGAGUUGAAAGGCCGGAACUACAUUAUAACCGGUGGCGGACAAGGAAUUGGGUUCGCGGUAGUCCGCGCAAUUGCUGAAUAUGGGGGAAACCUCGCCGUCCUGGACAUCAGGGACAAGCCGGUUGAUGAGUACAACACGCUCGCAGCGCAAUAUGGCGUGAGAACCAUUUACUUGAAGACGGACGUAUCCAACGAGCAAAGUCUCACCGCCUCGUUUAACAGGGCCGUUGAAUUCCUCGGCUCUGUGCAUGGGGCAUUUACUUCGGCAGGGAUUGCCAUCGACAAGCCUUUUAUCGAGCAGACCUGGGCUGAGGCACAAAGAAUCCAAGACAUCAACGUCCUGGGAACGUUUUUCACAACCCAGCUAGUGGCUAGGCAACUUCUGAAACAGGGAACCUCGGGAAGCAUCGUCCAAGUUGCAUCCAUUACCUCACAUACAGUCCUUCCCAGACACCGCAUGUCUGCUUACAAUGCCUCAAAGGGCGCUGUGAGGAUGCUCACAGAGGCAUUGGGUGUCGAGUUGGCUUCUGAUGGAAUUCGCGUCAACUCGAUUUCUCCCGGAUUCAUUGACUCAGAACAGACUCGGGUUGUGCGGGAUAAAAAAUCCCCGGAGGACUCUGCCAUUAUGGACACUGCCCCUCCGUUGUCUCGAAUUGGGAACUUUAAUGACUUGACUGGGGCUGUGAUUUACCUGUUGAGUGAUGCCUCUGCUUAUACUACCGGGGCGGACAUUGCUAUCACUGGGGGCUUGCACGUUGGAAGAAUCGAGUCGUGA
Molecule: messenger RNA, 810 nt
Organism: Penicillium arizonense
Lineage: Eukaryota; Fungi; Ascomycota; Eurotiomycetes; Eurotiales; Aspergillaceae
Exons: 2
Coding region: 1-810 (269 amino acids)
Cellular component (GO): intracellular anatomical structure
Molecular function (GO): oxidoreductase activity, acting on NAD(P)H, oxygen as acceptor
Source: RefSeq, a predicted model, not a curated record